Spirometra erinaceieuropaei is the source of this 27520-nucleotide messenger RNA. The record is from the annotation of a GenBank genome assembly. NCBI's taxonomy places the organism in Eukaryota, Metazoa, Platyhelminthes, Cestoda, Diphyllobothriidea, Diphyllobothriidae.
AUGGAGAGCAUGCCUGUUCCGGCAAAUCCUCCGCUUGCGCGAAAACGAAUGGUGCGACCAGUGGAGGACUUCGGGGGUUUCGGUCUGUAUCCUCCCGCAGAAGGCGCCUGGGACGGCUGUCAUACCGAGGAUAUGACCGAAGAGGAGUAUCGUGAGUGGUUGGAUCGCACCUUUCGACCCCUGUUUGAGCCCUACGAGGGCCAGGGAGGUGUACCCUGUCGUCAGUUACUGACCCACUUCCAGUAUGAAGAUCAAGGACUGCCCAGAGAACGGCGGAUCGAGCUAGUGUUGAAGAUGGACAAGAAUAGAGACGGUCGAAUCACCUUUGAGGUGCGUGUCCUAGCAUAGAACUGUUGAGCGACUUUAUUGUUCUCCACUACAAUAACGAGUAAGCAGUAGUAUUCAGAAAUGUUUUGUGUCCAAAUGAUACACUGUGAUUGUAGAUGAGGAUAGAAAGCUAUUGAGAAACUGUGAGAUCGACGCAUUCAAAUUUUUGGAUGUCGUUAAAGGAAUUUUACCAUUUUUCAGUAUUUGACUUUUCCUUCGUCCGGUGCGCAACCAUAUGUGGAAGGUAAUUAGGCAACCCAGCUAAGUGUGUAGACAGGGUGAAGAAUACGAAUGUUUGUUCGUUGCUGAUCGUAGAAGCUAAGUGAUGAUCGUUUAUACUUUUUCCAAACUAUCGAUGUACUGUUAAAUAUCCUGAGUGCAUUUGGAUGCAUCUGUUUGUUGUCCUCCUCAGUUUUAAAAUGUCUUACCUCUUAUUUCCUAUGAACACCGAAGGGGUCGUUCAAUCGUACGUCGUGACUAAACAGUGAUGUGAGUGGAUAUUAUGAGCGAGCUUUCCUGCAGAAAACGUGGCCUCGGUUUUCUAACGUUUAGAAGAAAAUACUUGCACGGACUAUCAUUCAACAAAAUGGGAAUGACAAGUCUAGGAGGUCUCCCAGGGUGUAGUAGGUCUUUAUUGUGAUUUCACUUCGCAUCACUGAAUUUAAAGGGGCUCUUUAUAUCAUUUGAUUCCUGAGUAAAAUAGGAUUAAUAGACGCCGCCGUGUAACGCUGUCAUAAAAGACAUCACACAAUAGCAUAGGUUUGGCGUAAAACCUAACCAUGCGGGCUACUUUUAUCGUUUAAAUUUAUUGUGUGUUCAUUUGAUAAAGUGUAGAGUAAAGUCCAUUUUUACAAUGUCUAUUGCAAAGAUUCGGGUUAUGUAUCACAGCAAAUACAUUCAAAUAACCUGAACAGUUCGUAUUAAAUUUACUUUUAGAAUGGUUAAAAUAUCAUAGAUAUAAAAACUAGCUUAGUAGUGAUAUCCCUGCAAAUGUCGAUCUCGGUGUUUCUGCCGUAGACAGUCCGAAUAUCUGAUGUUCCACACGAGUUCAUUUGAGAUCUAUCUUAACACCUUCGACGAUUAUGAAUGAACGCGACUGCAAGGACUUCCCAAGCUGCAUAGUGCGUUCGGUCUUAUAGGGAUUUCGGUCGUCUUUGAGACGCCAGUGCAGUGCUUCGCCUUUCGAGGAUGGCUUGAGAGGCGUACAAAGAUUAAGUCCAAUGCUAUUGGUUAUUGGCUUGCGAAAUUUAAUUGGUUCACAACGCAAUACCAAGAGAAAAUGCAAAUCUGCAUUGGUUGCCUUUUGUAUACUGAUUUAAUCAGCUAACUUACAAGGUAACUAGAUUUGAAGUGAUCUUUGGCAUCUUCAAUCAACUUGAUGACACAGAUAACCAACAUGUAACGCGAGUAAAGGGACAGCUAUACUUUAAAAAGAGAUAACCGUCAUUUGCAGCAUAAAAUAUUAUGCGCUCUCAGCGGAUCAAACGAACUGUAAGUUUUCAGUCCAAAUGCAGAAGAGACCUCCAUAAAAAGCGGACUUUCAGUGAGACGGGGCGAUAACUUCGCCUAGACUGAUUAGUAAUUACCGGAAUCGAGUACACGUCUAACGUAAUUAACGCACGUACAAUUGUCCGGCGACAUCACUAAACAACUCAGAUGGAAAAUAAUCCUAGUAUUUCAAUGACGACCCAAGAAGUCGAUGCAUUCAGCAGGCGUCGGCGUGCUAGAAACCGUGUUCCAACAGCAUAGUAAUAGGGCCGAGGAAAAAGACAGUUCUGAGCGUUUUUCAAUCCUUUGUUGGUAAUGAUGGUUGGGUUAUGAAAUACGCCGCAUGAAAAGAACCAGCAGACCAUGUCAUGGAGACACAUUUUCGUGAAAACGAAAAUUCGGACUUCACUUUGCUACGAUUUUUGGGGGCCGGACUACUGUGUGUAUGUUGGACGUACGCCUUACAGUGUAGACUGCAGAUAAUUGCCUAAGGACUGACACAAUACAUUCUGCUUGUCCCCCUAUUUGAGGGUCUCCCCUAGUUGACACAUCGUUGCCUGUCUUUGCUGUUCAGAUAGACCGCGCUAUUGCCAGCAUAUCGGCAACGUUAAGCCGAAAAAAAUUGUAGAGUCGUUCCAAAACAAGUCCAACUUGUCGUUGUUGGUGGGUUGACUGCUUGGAGAACUGUAAGUCGCAAGUCACAUGUGAGUGUCUGCUCUGUCAGGAUCAACAAACCAUGGCACUCGCAGCCUGGUGUGCGCUGGCAGUUCUCCGGUACCCGGUUCUCUGCUGGUGGACCCGAUUGCAUUUCCGCUGGGUAUACAGAUUGUGUGCAUUGCUGCCUAGUUAUCCACAUCUUUUCUGCUUUUGUUGUUGAUGUUGUUGGUCAAAAUGCCAGUCAAGUGUUUAUUGUGGAGCAGGGUAUGUGGUGGUAUGCCUAGGUUCGGGUUCAGCUGUGCCAGCCACCUACGUCCUCUCCUGCCUCAGAUAUUUUUACCUGCGUCCUGACACGGGGCUCGAGAUGGAGGAGGAGAGAAUGCGGUGGAUGCUAUACAAGCCUUUCCUUACAGUAAACUAUAUCACACGCAGGUUAUCGUGCCUGAUUAUUCUUAUUGGAGAGCACGCGGUGAACAUCGUCCGGGGCGAAGAUCGAACAACAAUUUCAGCUGUUUUGCCAAAAAUAACAGGAGUCUGACUGGGCAUGGUUUGUUUGAAGGUGGCAUAUUACCUCGUGUUAGAGUGAUUCCAUCAGCACAGCGGACGAGUGUUUCCCACUCGGUAACUUUGGAAGUUGCUGAAAUAACUUCUCCAGAACAAAUUCUCCUGCUUCCCAUAACAUCGGUUUGGUCUUUGGACAACAUUGAAAUAUUGAAUUAUUUUACCAUAUUUAAUUCCAGAAUAGUACGCACAGACCUGUUCACGCCCGCUUAGUAUACAUGGCUUUGCUGCUGCAGAUAAAAUCUUGUCUUCCAUUAUAAAAACAACUAUUACUUUAAGGUUUUUUUCGAAGCAGAACUACUAUUCACAAAGUUUUGUUAAUUGCCUAGAGUUCAUUACCAGAAACAGUCUUCUACGAUAAGGUCUGCGCUAUAGUCGGCAUACGUAUUAUUUCUGAUCACCCGAUUGGCCGCACUGUAGAAGCGUUGGUCCAAAAGUUGGGUCGUACAGACUUACGCCAGCGUUAACCAGGUAGAUAAGUCCGCUUCAGGCCAAAAUUACCAUCUAGAUAGUGAUGUGGUAGCACGCCUAGAGGAGGGUCUUUACUCAGCAUCCACCAAUGCGCCCAAUCCCUGUCACCAGCUGGUUGACUGUCUGAAGGAGUCGACUAAUGCGUGGGGAUAGAGAGAGUAAAGCCGACACUGGUAAAACCAUCUGCACGAAAUAUCAGCGUACUAUUACAUAGGUUUAAAUGGAGUGGCGGACUGGGAUCCAGGCUGUCACAACUUCUCCUUAUAGUGACCUCUGGUACUCUCACGAAUGUGAGAUGCAUGCUAUCCAAGCCUUUUUGUGUGAAACCCCGGUGCAUGUGGAGCGCGCAGACGGGGUCAGUGGAUGUGUGGCAGUCCGCUCCGCCUUACUCUUCGCUGCUUCUGUCUCGCUGUCCACCUGUCCGCUUCGCACUUCCUGUCGAUCCGCUGCCUGAAAGUGCGAGGUUUGUCACUAACCUCUGGAGACCAAUUAGUGCGGUUCCUUCCUCUGACUGGCUGACGGACACAGGUGGAGCGAAAGACAUAUGCAUGCUAGGGGGUCUAGGCAGCCCAGCAGACAGAACUUGCCUGGAGACACCGCUAUCGGCGACGGCUUUCAGGGUCUUUGUGUACGGACUUCUUCUGCAGUAAAAGUUGUCUAACCCAAUCCGUCCUGCCUGACUUCUGACUUGGGAACCUCUGUCUUGUCAACCCUACCAUCCCGACAGCUACACUACGUGGGCUAACUCAAGAAAUGCCUACCAAAAUUCCGAAAUACGGUUUGUAAAACUAAUCAUCAUGCAGCAUGGUUAUAUAAUAAUUCAGUUACCUCAGCAUGCCGGCUUUCAAACGAACUUCUUCCCGCCCGCAUGCAAAACUACACUCCGUAGAAAAUGACUACUUAGGUAGCAUGAAUUUUUCUCAUUGACUUUUGAUGCCCUCAAAUAUUUUAUUACAUUUCAUGGAAAACAUGCAUAAAAAUAUUCAUUCUUCUGCUGAUUCGUUUGCAGUCUACGUCUUCGUCCAAUGUUAUACUAGAAGAAAGGGUAUAAUGCGGUUUUCAACAAGUUUUAAUUGUGAGAUUUUUUAAUACCCCGGAAUGGCCGUUCAUAAAACGCCAUGGUUCUGCAUUUACGAAUAUGACUUUUAAAGCCAACAAGAUGGCUCAAACCCACUGCUACAUUUAAUGAACCCAGUAUAGCCUCCAUUUAAUACCGUGGAGAAAUGUAAGGAUUUCCGUACGGUGGAAGUGUACGGCUUGUAGUUUGGAAACACUUGAAUGCAAGUGUAACGGCAGUUCAAAAUUAUUCGGGAAUUGGAAAAGUUUUUGAAACUCGAGUUACACCCUUCCUUCGAGCAUAAAAUUAAAAGAAUACGUAAUUCUCUACUGAAUGACCAAAAUAAUCAAUGUGUUUAUGCAUGUUCUCCAUGAAAUAUAAUUGAAUAUUUAAGACCAUCAAAAAUCAAUGAGAAACAUUCCUGCUAUUUAAGUAGUCAUUUUUACGGAGUUUGGUAUUUGCAUGCAGCCGGAAGGAGAUUCAUUCGAAAGCCGGCAUCCUGAGGUAACUGGAUCAUUAUAGAAUUAUGUUGCAGGCUAAAUAGUUUUACAACACUACUUAAUCAAUCUUUUGUAAACGAAAACUCGUUUCGAAAUUUCGGUUGGCAUUUCAUGAGUUAGCCCACCUACUGUAUAUAAGCCGCCGCGCCCAUUCUCCGGCUUGAACUGUGGAUGUGGCUAAGGAAUGGGAAGGGAGAGUGAGGUCGACGACUCAGCGCACUUUCCUCACCAUAACAAUCUGAUGCGCUUUAAGCCGUUGCUUGGUAGGUUGCCUCAAGUAACGGGAUAACUUGGACCUUGCGGACGGCACAAAGUUGUGUGCUUGUGUGCAGCGGCCUACUAGUAGUCUAAGAGUCAGGCUGCAAUGGCUCUUCCACAAUAUGGCCUUUAUCGCAGUCCCACAACGUGGGAUCCGAACCGGUUAUGAAGGCACGCCCGGGGCCGACUACGGCCUGCCCUACCCCACCUCCGGUUUUCUUGAUUCUGUCUUGACAACGGGCUCAGCAGGGGGGAGUAGAAGAGAAUGCGGCAGAUGCAUCGCAAGUCUAUGUUCACUAUAAACUAAAUCACGCUCAUGCCAUCGUGUCUGUUUCAUUUGUCUGUGGAGCACGCUGGGGACAUCUUCGGCAACGAUGGUCGAACUGUUAUGACAAAUCCGACGUGUUACGACCCACUCAAGGUCGUGGCUCAGCGGAUUGUCAACUGUUGAGUCGACUUAAUCCUUCCCAGAACUGUGAGUCAGAGUGCAUAGGCCCCUUUCUAACGUUACCUCCGGGCACUCUUUUGCAUGCAAAAUCCCAGUUGUCCUUAUGAAGACCGGAUGUAUGCUGUGGGGCCGGUUCGUGCGAAACAUGCGUAGACGGUUAGUUUUAUCAGUCUUCCACCUCCGGGCGUCACGAUAUGGUUCCGUUACCCCAGCCAAGCAGGUCGGGAAGGAGAGUGUAUAUGUAUAUUGUAUAUAUUGUAUAUGUACAUUGAAGGGUUACAGGCAGAGCCCUUGAUGACCCUAUUUAUGUACAGUGCUUUCGCAGAUUCAUACUCAAAAAUAAAAUACAUUUGCAGGCAUUUAAAAUGUGAUUGGGUCACAGUUCAAUCGUAAUCAUAAGGUAGUGCAUGGGGUCACUGUAAAUUGGUGCGGAAGAUUGUAUAUGACAGAUUUUACAAAACUGGCUGUGCAUAGUCAUGCUGUACAAGCCGAUUUCUGUCGAAAACUAGACGAGCAAGUUUUCUUUUAAACACACAAACUGUGUCAGCCGUCGCCAUCUCGCUUGGAAGCGAGUUCCACGGCCUGACAAACCGCUGGCUGAAUGAAAAUUUUCGUCGGUCUAAACGUGUGCGCUCAUUCCCGACUUUGAAUGCAUGGCCGCGUGGUUGGUUUGCACGGGCGAACUCAAAGAAAUCCUUUGCUCUUAAUGAGCAACCCUGGUCGCGAACAAUCCGGAACGUCCAGAGUAGACUGCAGUUUAUUUGUCUAUAAGAGAGAGGGAAUAGGCCAAGCAAAUUUAGCCUCUCCUGAUAAGAUAAAUGCUUUAGACCGUCGACCAUCUUUGUCGCUCUGCGUUGCACCUGUUCGAGUAAGUUGAUAUCCUUCCUCAUCCAUGGUGAAGCUGCUGGCAUUCCAUACUCUAGAUGAGGUCUUACAAAGACACCAAAGAGUCUUUCGAAAAGUUCGGGAGGAAAUAUUUUAAAUGCACGUGUGAUCCAGUGUAGAGUACUAGUUGCCUUCUGGACCAUCUUUCUGCAGUGUUCUGGUGGCGAUAGAUUUGUGGUCGUCCAUACACCCAGAUCUCUGUGUCUUUCCACAGUUUCUAACCUCGUCCCGUCAAUAUAGUACUGGUGUUUGGGAGAGGCAUUGCGGCCGGUGUUUAGGUGCAAAACCACGCAUUUGGACACGUUAAACUUCAAAAGCCAUCUGUUCGACCAAACACACAGUUUGUUGUUGUUCGACUGCAACUUCUCUGCGUCAUCAUCACACUUGACUUCACUCCAUAUUUUUAUGUCAUCCGCGAACAUGAGAGCCUCACAAUUCACUUCGCUGAUGCAGUCAUUAACAUAAAUCAGGAAGAGUACUGGGCCUAAGACAGAACCCUGUGGGACACCACUUUCCACCUUUACCCAUUCCGAGGUAGAAUUACUAAAGACGACUCUUUGUAGUCUGGAGGACAGAAAACUUCUGAUCCACUUAAAAAUUCUCCCUUGAAUCCCUACAUCCCAGAUCUUUUGCAAAAGAAGCCUGUGUGGGACACUGUCAAAGGCCUUCUUAAAGUCAAAAAAUGCGUAGAUGCGGCGCAAGCCUACCCCAUUUGUAACUAAUUCACGCCCAUGUCAUCAUCACGCGCCCACUCCGUGGAACACAUGGUCGACGUCAUCGUUCGUGAUAGGUAAACAGUUACGUCUCUCAACAUCCGCGGAGAUUGAGAAUGAGUGUCCGUACUGUCGAUGAGAUCCAGCUGCCUGACUACUGCCACUACGCUUUCAGCACCCUAGGUCCACACUCUUUGCAGGCUGACCGUGGCCGCAGACAUAAAACUCAUUGUCAAAACAGGCAAAACAUAAACAACACACUCUCUGCUUCCCCUUCCCACGCCUUUCCAGACGCCAGACCGGUAGGGUGAGUCCUGAGACGUGGAGCAACUCUCUCCCUACUCACCCAUAUGGGUCCAUGAAUUGGGGGAUUGCUUUGCAUUCCCCUGUGACACUGCAGAUAACCGAGUCUUGGUGUGCCCUCCUUAUGCGCUUGCAAAUCUUGCAGAAGCUCAGGAUGGACAUUUGUUCAAGCGCAAGACACCAAAAAUGUAUGAACGUUUUUUGCACACUGAGUCACUAAACGCUUUUUUAUCUGUGAACGACUGACUCUAGACUGUGCCGCUUUUAAGUCACCUGUGAACUCAAGUUUGGGAAAGGAGACCUUGACGCGACACGACAGAAGAAGAACUAGAGCACUUUUUCGUGGUUGCCAUCAAGGACUGCGCAGUUACGGCCUAUAUAUUUAGCAAUUCGUGUUAACUUUCAUGGCAUCUGCUGGUUAAGGAUCGACUAAUGUUGAGGAAACCAUUCACAGUCAAGCUAAAAAGGCACGUGACAAUAAGUACAGUAGAUGUGCUAACUCAUGAAAUGUCAACCAAUAUUUCGAAAUGCGUCCUGGUUUCGAAAAAAUAAAUUAAGUAGUGUUGUAAAACGAAUCAUAAUGCAGUAUAAAUCUUUAAUUAUUUAGUUACCUCAGGAUGUCGGCUUUCGAAAGAACUUAUUUUUGGCUCUGCAAAAAGUGACUACUUAAGUAGCAUGCAAUUUUCUCAUUGAUUUUCAAUGUCCUUGAAAAUUUAAUUAUAUUUCAUAGAAAACAUGCAUAAGAAUAUUCAUUCUUUCACUUAUUCGGUAGAAAAUCACAUCUUCUGCCAAAAUCAUACUCAAAAGAAGAGUAUAAUUCGGUUUUAAAAGAGUUUCUAAUUGUGCGAUUUUUUUAAUACCGUUAAAUGGCCGUUCAUGAAACGUCAUGUAUCUGCAUUUACGAAUGUAGCUUGUAAAGUUAACAAUAUUGCUCAAAUCCAUGCUUAAUUUUAUGAACUUCAUAUAGUCUCCUCUUAAAACUAGAGAAAUGCCUGGUUUUCCGUACACGAAAAAUAUACAGCUUGUAGUUUUUAAACCUUGAAUGCAAGUGUAAGAGUAGGUCGGGUUCAAAAUUAUUCGGGAAUUAGAAAAGUCUUUAAGACCGAAUUAUACUCUUCUUUUAAGUAUGAAUUUGGCAGAAGAUGUGAUUUUCUACCGAAUAAGUGAAAGAACGAAUAUUCUUAUGCAUGUUUUCUAUGAAAUAUAAUUAAAUUUUCAAGGGCAUUGAAAAUCAAUGAGAAAAUUGCAUGCUACCUAAGUAGUCAUUUUUUGCAGAGUAUAGAUAUUGCCUGCAGCCGAAAAUAAGUUCGUUUGAAAGCCGACACCCGAAGACAUUUGGAUCAUUAUAGAUUUAUGCUGCAUCAUGAUUACUUUUACAACACUACUUAAUUUAUCUUUUCGAAACGAAAACGCAUUUCGAAAUUUUGGUUGACAUUUCAUGAGUUAGCACAUCUGCUGUAUUUAAUAUAUCUCAUUGAGUUUUUAUACUAUUACCAUAGCCAUGGAAACACGUUUACGUUUGUAAUGUUACAAAAAGAAACCCACAUUUUAUCAUCGAAGGUCAUGCAAGCAUAUACCCGACAGGUGUUAGGCUCUGAGGCACACACUUUGCACCCUUCUCUGCUAAUCGCAGGCUUGUGGUUAUGGUUGACAUACCAAUUUCGAUCAAGGCGAAUGAAUGUUGGUAGCUACGUUAUGAAUCACGCAUGUGUAGGCAUUGGAAAAUCUUCAUUCUUUUGGCUUUUUCGAUUUAAUGUUGGCGUCAGUAACUUGUAGUUUUGGAAGAAACAGAAGAGGACUCGAUCAGUGGAACAAAAAGUUAUAUCAGCAUGACGUUUCAAAUUCUCGCUCGAACACAUCAUCAGAGACAGUUGCAGAUAAAGGUAGUGAAGGCACAAAAACUGCAGUAUUUGUAGCACGUAGCUGCGGCGGGGCCAUAUGCGUACUAUGAUUAUCAGCUCUCGUGAUCACGGCUGGGGUCGAAGUUAAGGCAAUGACGUUUCGUCUGUUCGCGUCCGAGUCGUUAUUUGCCGCAAUUUCGACUCCAACGGUGACCACGAGAGCCAGAAAGCCGGAAAGCCAGUGUGCCUUCCAUCGUCAUUGUGGAACCACCGACAUGAUCUGCGCGGCCCACUAACUGCAGGAGAAGUGUCAGGAGAUACGGACUCACCUGUACUCUACCUUCGUACAUCUGACGAAAGUCUUUAACACGGGGAAUCGUGAAGGACCAUGGAAAAUAAUGCAGAAAUUCGGCUGUCCUGAACGAUUCACCCAUGGGGUGUGUCAGCUUCAAGACGAGAUGAUGGCGUGAGUCACAGACAAUGGAGCUUUCUCAGAGGCAUUCUCAGUGAACAACGGAGUGAAACACCCAUUUCAGUCUCAUAUUCUCCGCCAUGCUGUUGGACGCCUACCGUGACGAACGCUCUGGAAGCCGCAUCGCCAACAGGACGGACGACCACCUACUCAAACAGCUGUGCGCGCGCUUCCAGUCGCGUGUAUCCAAAACCAUCGUCCACGACCCUUUCUUCGCCGAUGACUGCGUCCUGAACGUCACCUCGGGAAUGGACAUGCAAAAGAGCAUGGGUUUCUUCACGGCCGCAUCUGACAACUUCGGUCUGGUCAUCAACACGGUAAAGACGGUUCUUAUGCAUUAACCGCCACCCUACGCUGCCAAAGUCGAACCUCAAAUCAACGUAAACGGCGCCCAACUGCAAGUGGUGUACAGUUUUACCUACCUGGGCAGUACACUCUCUUUCCACACUGAGAUCGACGAUGAAGUAGCCCGCCAGAUCUUCAAGGCCAGCCAAGCCUUCGAUCGUCUGUAAAGCACAAUUUAGAAUCGCCACGGUCUUCAUCCCAGCACCAAACUGAAGAUGUACAAGGUAGUCGUCCUGCCGACGUUGCUGCAUGGAGCGGAAACCUGAACAGUGUACAAGAAGCAGGCGCAAAGACUCAGGCGCGGACUGACAAGCCAAAGUCGCACCAAUUACGACCCUGGCGGUGAUUGCGAGAUCUGUUAAUUAUAGUACGCAUGUGGCCCCAUGGCAGCUACGUCCUACAAAUACUGCACUCUUGCUGCCUCCACCACCCUUAUCUGCAACCGUCUCUGAUGAUGGGUUUGAGUGAGAAUCCGAAACAUCAGGCGACUAAAUUUCUUGUUCCAGUGAUUGUAUCUUCUUCUUUCUAACUGCUUCCUGGAACUCGCAUGUGCGCUUCUAUCGCUACUGCCUUUUUUUCUUUAGAUCUGACACAUGGAACAGUACCAUCCGCGCUUCCUUCCCAUGUUACCGAAACCAUUCAGCCAUACGCAUGUUGAUCUUCUAACGAAUGAAGUUGGUUUCAGUUAAAACCUUAGGGGUCAUAAACAUAUGGCUACAUUUUGUGAAAUACUUGUCCGUUGAAUGAUGCGUAUAUAAGUUUUUCAACAGACUGUCACGUGGUACGGACUAAAAUAGGACCCAACAAAACAUAUGACAAAAAAUAAAUGACACUUUUUCUCAAGCUAGAUGUUUUGCCACGAAAUAUUACCAAUUACUCAUCUUUAAUCAUAGGAGUUUAGGUCGACGCUUGUAAAAAUUCGCUACAAGGACUUACCACCGGUCAAGCGUUUUGGACUGAGAGCUGUUCUAGCGGGAAAUCCAGGCAUGCGACUUUCAGCUGCUAAGGUCCAAGCUGCCGACCACUUGCGGAACAUCGAAUCACUGGGUCGUUCAGGCGUGUUCGUUCAGGAGGUACCGGAUCCAGUAUCAGGUGGCUUUCCAAACUCCAAAGCCGCUGGUGGAUUCUACCUGGAGCCUGAUGGUGUAUGGCCAACAAGCAUGCAGAAGGGACCGCCCACCGUUAGGAACGAACAAAUUGCUUCAAGAAAAACAAUAACGGAUGAGGUCUACGUACCGCAGAGUUAUCUUGAAGCCUACAACUGUCGACCACCACCAAUUUUCAUUCCCCUGAUUGUGUUGGCACAGGUAAGUAUUUAUGUUCUGCGAUAGCGCUUAUGUAAACAUUUGAGUAGCCAAGUUGGACGAACGUUCAUUUUUGAUUAUUUAUCUUCGAACCUAUUCAUUAGCGUAAGUUAGGCUAAAGUAGCAAAAGCGGAGAUAGCCAAUGAACAGUCUUUAUAUAGUAAAGGGUUGAGAGUGUCGAGGAAUUCUACUUAAGCUUCUCAACUGUAGUAGGACAUGGUUGGAUACUUCAACGAACAUGCCAGACUAAUCUUAGACCAGGGUAGUUUGAGGGCGUUUAUGAACCCCUCCCCCUGGAGGCACAAAAUUGGGUUUGCUGACAAUGUUGCCAGCACCGUCGUCUUCACAGACAACUCAACCAUGUACUCGCAGAAGACUUUCGUACAAAUUUCUCAAACUGCCUUGGUACAAGAUUAAUCUAGCCUGUUCUCUUCACAUCCUCCCACGUCAUAAUACAGUGACGAAACUAGAGCAUAUUUCACCGCCAAAUUCUCCCCCUCCCCCGCCACCUCCGCGUCAGGUCUCUGAAAGACCCGACAACCCUUAACGUCCUCAACCAGCUAAUCAAUGGCUGUUACAACCUUGGCUCACUUCCCUUUACCGUGCAGGUUUGAAAAUGGAUAGGCGAAAUCAGACGUCUACAACCUUUAACGUCCUUUCCUUCAAAUUUACCAUGAGUUCAUUUUCACCCAAGGUUAAUUCUGCAGAAAUAUUAUAGCCAACGCUUUCGACCAAUUAGAACUACUGUGUAGUAAAACGCAGGAGCACAGUCAGUGCUUUUUAUUUUCUAAAUUAAGAUCUGAGGUUACAGUAGACAUGCUAACUCAUGCAAUGUUGGCCGAAAUUAUGAAGUGCGUUUUCAACUCAGCGUGCAGCAUAAUUCCAUUAUAAAUCCGUUACUCACGGAUGCCGGCUUUUGAAGAAACCUCUUUACGUCCGCCUGGAAAGACAACGCUCUGCCAAAAAUGGCUGCUUAAUUAGUGGGCAUUUUUCUCAUUGCUUCCGAUGCGCUUCGAAAUUCAGAUAUAUUUCGCAGCAAAAUACAUCCAAAAAUAUUCACAUUUUCAAUUACUUGGUAGAAAAUUAUGUCUUCUUUUAAUCUUAUGCUUGAAGGAAAACUAAAACUCUGUUUCAAAAUAGUUUUCAAUCAUGGGAUUUUUAAAAUUUUGAAAUUCCCCUUCAUAAAACAUCGUAUCUCCGCAUUUACUAAUUUCGCUCGCUAAGUUUACAAUGUGACCGAAAUCUACUGCCGCAUUUUAUAAAAGCCAUAUGUUCUACUUUUAGCACGGUAUAGAAAUUAUGCUUUUCCGUUGUUCGGUAGUUUGACUUCAAAAUUAUUUGGGAAUCGGAAAAAUUUUCAAACCGAAGUAUACCCUUCUUUUAAGCACAAAAUUUAAAUACGACGUAAUAUUCUAUCAUAUUAGUAAAAAAUGAAUAUAUCUGUUUAUGUUUUUUGCGAAACAUAUUUUAAUUUAUAAGAGCAUCGAAAAUCAGUAAGAAAAAGGCAACUACCUAAGUUGUUUCUUGCAGUGUGUGGUUUUUUGCAGGCGGUCGAAAAAGGUUUAUUUAAUGGCCGGCAUCCUGAAUUUGGUGAUUUAUCGUGAGAUUGUGCUGCAUGUUGAUUACUAUUUCAACUUUACUUUCAUAAUCUUAGAUUUGGAAACGCAUUUAGAAUUUCAGCUAAUAUUUUAUGAGUUAGCCCAUCUACUACAUUCCCGGGGAUAAAACUAGCUGCGUGGACACUGUAACACUUGUUCACCAUUUUCCUCCCUGUCACAUAUCAAGAGCGGGGUUGGUCAGACGAGUAGGAACUACGGUGGGAGACUAGCUUCAUAAAUUAUGAAGGAAAUCCUUAAAUACGGGUUGCACUAAUAAGGAUAGAUGGAAUGGUAUGGGGCGCUCACCGAUCAUUAUUACGGAACCCACUCGUUCCGAUGUGCUUUACGGGCUUUUUCUCGAGCCAAACCAGCAGGCGCACAGCGGCGCACGAUAUAAGCCGAAUGGCAUUACCGACAAAGACAAGGGAGACUGGAAAGGUCAUUUCUGGCUUAUUAGUCGUCGUCAGCCAGCUAUACCCAACCCCGGAAGUGUGGAACACCUGAGGCUCGAACUUGCGAAGGACAGAUGGGUUGGGAAAGGUUGACCUGCACAUCACAAGCGAAAUUUUGACCAAAGGCGCGUCGGCGUUCAUCUUAGAAGACCCCCAACUGCCUGGCGAUAGCAACCGAGAGAUUGCGUCGAAACUAAAGAGGCGUCCGUAUUUUCGGACAAGAAAUGCAGUCAUCCAUCUGCAGAGUCUGAAUAAAACAGGGCGUGACUUGUUAAAAUAUUCAGCUUGUGCCUGUACAGACAUGCAUUGUCGUCUCUGAGGGGUGGGGGGGUAUUCAUUAACUGCGGCUAGGGCAGCCGCCUGUUCGUUUUAAAAACCAUACCUGAAGCCUUGAAUGGACAUCGCCGCUGUGGCACUUGUACCAAAAGGGCGUCUAAAUGUCACAUUGCAUGCAUCAUUUGGGUGGAAGUGAGUUGCCGUGAGUUUCAAUCCACGCCAUUCACUGUGCUCAGUCUCAUCGCCAGCAGAUCGCAGGUUUAGGCAGACCGCCAUUGCAUGGAAGAAUAAUAAGUGUGUGAUAAGGGCUCUAAGCACUCCUCGUGACAAGUGAGCAUUCUGAUUUAUCACAAACCACCCAAAUGCCUGGCUUGAUGGCUGUCAGCUGAUGGCGAAACUCAGUCCUCCUAUCUCUUCUAAGACUGGCUCAGGGGUGCAGUUGUGGACAAUUCCGAGCUCAAUUCUGGCCUACAGAUUAUUUAGUUCUGUCGAGCAUCUCACUCACGGCCACUUGGAGCCGUCCGUCCUUGAGACAGAAAAGGUCUGGGUACAGAAGACAAAAUAGACGUCACGCUAGGCCGCCUUGCCAUGAACGGACAGACGCCAGUGGAUGAAUGUCAUAACCAGAAGCGAUUUGCUUGGCUUCUUUUUUCCGAUGCUUCACGCCGGGGGGAGGGGAUGGACAGCGCACUCGACCGCAGGUGAAUUUUUCCGUCUGGUUUCUGCCGGUCCAGUUUGGCAACCUCUAUGUGCAGGGGAUUGUGUACACGUUGAAGAUCACGUCUCCUGAGCUGCUUUUCUCAACACAUAUCGACCGGUCGAACUCGCAACCGGACAAGGGCGCAGAUAUUUGUGUCGGGACAUUAUUCACAACAGGUGCGGUUGUGCGUUUUUAACGUAUUGGCAUUCUAAGCAACCGUAAUGUAUUUAGUACCCGGUGGACUAUUACCCCUUCCACAAACUGACGCGCCUUCCUGUGUAUCACUCGGUAGUAAAGAGCCGAGUCAGGUGUGGAGACGAUUGAAAUACCAAAUAAUCCUAGGGAUCACCGAUGACGCCUUAUAUGUUUAUCUAAUGAUGAACGUCUACCCCAGGGUGAGGUCUGGUCAACCGAAUUUGGAUACCGUAGAGUUUUACUUUUUUUCUGACUCAUAUCCACAUGUACAGGUCCGUUUUAAGUGUCGCCACGAGAUCGUUCAAGUAACCUCUCUUCGGGCUGCCGCGAUGGGCGUUACCAAGCCAGACAACCUACGUGGAUAAAUUAUUUUGUUUUGUAGAAAAUAUGGGCUGCCAAGGUGAACUAUGUUUAAGAAUGUUAUAAGCUGUCGGCAGACUGACGGCUAAAGAGAAGAUUUGAGAAAAUAGACGUAAAGUGGAAUGACGGAGCCCAGCUGGUCCUCGUAGUGUCGCAGUGAUUUGUGGUUUCCUCAGAAUUUGACCACAGGUUAAAAGCACAUGCAUCUUCAGGAUUUCGGGCAAUUUACACAUUUAGCCUGGAUUUUGGUGAAAGAAGUAUCUUGUUUUUGAUAUAUAUAUUAUCUAUUCAGUAUGGUAUUACCGACAAGUACAAGGGAGACUGGAGGCCAGGGACUAGAGACCGUCUCCCUUGUCUUUGUCGGUAAUACCAUACUGCCUAUAUCAUGCGCCGCUGUGCGGCUGCUGGUUGGUUUCUCCGUUGUGUCCGUAAUGCACAACGGAACGAGUGAGUUCCGUAAGAAAUAUCAUUGUGCGCCCACUACCACCAUAUAUAUAUAUAUAAACGUCAAAUCAGUAAAUCAUGGUUCCUGUGGUCGCCUUAUUUUCUCAUAUAUCUAUAUGUCAUGUCCCGGAGACUUAACGGCAUGUCCUGCACUAAAUAAUUUCUGAAACUAUUCGCUUGAUAUAUAUAUAUAUAUAUUGAAAAUAAGUAAGAUUCUUUGGGAAGGGAAUAAACUUUAAUGAGUAAAUUUUCGAGUCUGGUUCCCCAGCUCGUCGUCAGACUUUUGGGCAAUGUACAAAAACAGUUAACUAUUUAACCGUGUCAAACAAGUGAUUCUAUGGUUGGCCGAAGUCUGCGCCAAUGCGCGUCAACGAUUUCGUCAUCCCUUCGGCAUUGGCUGCGCUCGCUUCCAUUUGUCCUUGAGAAAUUUGUAUGUGGCAUCUAAAUCGAUAUGCCGAUUGAUGCAUGCCUCAUCUGAGUGCAUUGCUUCCAGGAAUUCGCGGCCUUUCCUUAUUGGGCAGGCGCCAACAAUGCGGGUGUUCUCCCAUGCAAAUUUGUGUCCAGUGUCCAGUGUGUGCAUAGCCACCUGGGAUAAAUGAUAUCGUCUCCUCACCGCUAACUGAUGCUCAUGUAAGCGGGUAGAGGCGGAUUUCCCAGUUUGGCCACAAUACACGGCAUCACAACUGGAACAUGGUAUCUUGUAGACAACACCUUUCCUAUCAAGAUAGCCAACCCUGUCCUUAGGGUGUACAAGCUGUGUACGCAAGGUGGUUGUAGGUUGGUGUGCUACGUGUAUCUGAUGCUUUUUCAGUUGUCUUUCGACAAGUUCAGAUACAUUUUUGAUGUAUGGGAGGGUCCGCCAGGUUAAAGUUUUUGGUGCUUGGGUUUCCGCUGUUUUCGAAAUACCUUUCUGUUUAAACUCAUGUUUCAUGCAAUGAUGCACAAAGUGGCGCGGGUAGCCGUUGUGGGAAAAUAAUUUGAAAAGGUAUUUCACUUCUGCUUGAUAACUUUCUUCAUCAGAGCAGUGUGUUUUAGCUCGGUUUAGUAGGCUGUAGACAGUACUCCUCUUGUGAGUGAUGGGGUGGUUACUCUCAAAGUGUAGGAUGACCUCGGAGUAUGCUUCUUUGCGAUAAACUGAAGUCUGAAGGGAUCCAUCAGUUUUUCGGCAUACGAGGACAUCUAGAAAUGGGAGCUGUCCGUCAACCUCUGUUUCAAAUGUGAACUGAAUUCCUGGAAAUGUGGAGUUAAGAUUUGUGUGAAGUUGGUCUAAUUGGUUUCUCUUGACAAUGACAAAUGUGUCAUCAACGUAGCGUAGCUAUAGUUUUGGAUUAAUUUUUGGAAGGGCUAUAGACUCCAGUUUCUGCAAUAUGGCUUCUGCUAGAAAGCCAGAUAUAGGCGAACCCAUAGGAGCACCUUUCAGUUGCCGAUAACAUUGUUUGGCGAAAGAAAAGUUGGUUUCUGGACAAACAUCAAGAAGUUGGAGUAGAGCGUCGACAGGCACAUCAGUGGUGUAGGUCUGAAGGAGUUCUUCGGUGCAGUGUCUCGCUAAAUCUAAUGGAAUCGAGGUGAAAAGGGAGACUACAUCGAAUGAAACCAUUAUCUCGUCGCCAGCAACAGUCACUCCUUUUAAUUUGUCUAGGAACUGAUUCGAAUCUUCAAUGGAGUUCUCAGAGUCCUUUGUAAGUGGAUGCAGAUGGUGAAAUAACCACUUAGAAAUCUUGUAGUUUGGUGCACCGAUUAAGGAGACUAUCGGUCGCAGUGGAAUACCUACUUUGUGAACUUUAGGAAGUCCAUAUAUUUUGGCAAUUGUGGGUUCGUCUUGUUUUAAGGAUUUAGCCAGAACUCCUGAGAUUAAUUUCUUUCCUGUAAGGCGCUUUAGUGUUUUCUCGAUGCAUGAAUUCUGCGAUUUUGUGGGGUCAGCAUCUAGGGGUUCGUAGGUGGAUUCGUCUUUUAAUAGUGUCAUCAUCUUCUCUGUGUAAUCCGUCUUGUUCAUUAUGGUGGUGGAGCCUCCUUUGUCAGCGGGCAGAAUGAUAAUGUUUUCAUCAGUUUUAAGACAACUGAAAAAGCAUCAGAUACACGUAGCACACCAACCUACAACCACCUUGCGUACACAGCUUGUACACCCUAAGGACAGGGUUGGCUAUCUUGAUAGGAAAGGUGUUGUCUACAAGAUACCAUGUUCCAGUUGUGAUGCCGUGUAUUGUGGCCAAACUGGGAAAUCCGCCUCUACCCGCUUACAUGAGCAUCAGUUAGCGGUGAGGAGACGAUAUCAUUUAUCCCAGGUGGCUAUGCACACACUGGACACUGGACACAAAUUUGCAUGGGAGAACACCCGCAUUGUUGGCGCCUGCCCAAUAAGGAAAGGCCGCGAAUUCCUGGAAGCAAUGCACUCAGAUGAGGCAUGCAUCAAUCGGCAUAUCGAUUUAGAUGCCACAUACAAAUUUCUCAAGGACAAAUGGAAGCGAGCGCAGCCAAUGCCGAAGGGAUGACGAAAUCGUUGACGCGCAUUGGCGCAGACUUCGGCCAACCAUAGAAUCACUUGUUUGACACGGUUAAAUAGUUAACUGUUUUUGUACAUUGCCCAAAAGUCUGACGACGAGCUGGGGAACCAGACUCGAAAAUUUACUCAUUAAAGUUUAUUCCCUUCCCAAAGAAUCUUACUUAUUUUCAAUUAAAUUUCUUGGGAUGCCCGUUUUCCAGCAUAUAUAUAUAUAUAUAUUUGUGUCCCUGGCGGCACUAGAGGGAGAACCCCAAGGCAAAACGCAAGGAGUGUGUUCCGUAACAUUAUUGGUACGCGCCCCUCCACAACUUUUGAUAUGCCUAAUCGCAACCGACAGGACACUGAGUCCAUUGCUCACUUGUGAGGACGUUGGACUUCUAACUAGCAGAUCGCGAGUGCGGACCUCGGGGCUUUUAUGCUUUUUGCUUAGCCAUGGCUGGCCAGUAACGACUAAUACCGCCGGGAAAGACGAUUCGCAGUUUCUCUUGUAUUUGUCGGUAAUUCUAUUCUGCCUAAUUUACGCGCCGCUGUGCCGCUUAUUGUGGAGCUAAAAAGGGAACCCUAAAGCACAAGGGUACAAGUGAGCUCCGUAACGCGAUCGAUGAGGGCUACUUUGCAAUCUUUUAUACAUGUAGAUGUACGUAUAUCUUCCCUAACUGCGAAUUAACUGAUACUGACAUCAAUGCGGUUGAGUGAGUGAUCAUCUUUAUUCCAGGCAUAAGUUUACGGGGCAUGGGUAAAAAGAAGCAAAUUAUGCCAAAUGACCUCAUCUCAUUAUAGGGACUUGUGCUGGUCUAAGACCGUUUUGGCCUAUCCCAAAAUCAACAGGUCGGCUCUCUGAGGCAACUGGGUUUUGAUGAGAGACGAUUUUCUGGAGACUGUCGCGCGUCUUAUGAUGCUUUGACAUGCCCUAAACCUCUAUCAUAUAUGCCCGUGUGGGGUACAGGUGUACUUUAUGAAGAUUUUCCCUCGGCUCUACGUGUCAGCAGGGGUCUUUGAUCUUUAUGCGCAGAUUUUUUAAGGGGCGAUGUCACAGGAGUUAAAGGAGUUGUGUUAUCCGUAAGGCGUCAUGACUUUUAUUUUAUAUCCAGCCCUGUCCAGAGCAACUGAGAACUGAGAUCCUUUAGUUCAUGGUGGAUUAUGCCGCCAUCACUGUUCACGCUUGACAGGCGUUAAAAGAAGGUGGUUUUUUUCUAUCUGACUAACUCCGAUGUUUUACGAGAAUCUGAAACUUGUUUGCCUGGUAAUUGCUGAACGACACUGCCAAAUAUGGCAAUUAUCCGGUCAGAAUACAAACAAAAUAAUUUAACAUAUAAGGGAAAUAACAGACCUAAAAUAUAAUAUCCUGCCCUGAUCCGGGGUCUGCAUGGUCCGGAUAGGAAAUCUGCGCUCGUAUAUCGGCCUCAGAAAGGACACUUUGGACAGUGCUUUGUCGAAUUCAUUUGCCUGAACCACAGUGGUCUACGCGACGAUUGACUAUUUGCACAGAAAAUGAUACAGUCGAGAGUAUGCUCUCCUCACCUGUUGACAUUUUGGUAGUGUUUAUCAUAAGGCCAUAUUUACUUUUAUUAAUAUAGCUCAGUGUUUAACCAUACUGACGGCUUUCAAGGCGUACGGACACGGCUUGAUGCUUAAAAGACGCAGUACUUAGUGGCAAAUAUACAUUUAGAAAAGUACGCAUUGUGUGGAGUAACACUGCGGGAGUUGGUCUUGCUGGUACGUUCUCCAAAGUAUUCUAAAUAGCUUUUAACAAUUCGUGAUUAUAAUGUUUAGGGGGUAAUUCGCGGUAUUAGGUCUGUCUCCAGGAAGAUAGUUAUAUUUAAGCAUAUCCGAGUUUGUUAAAACAGAACUAGAAGCUAGGAGUUGGGGUUGUUUUGUCUGAUGACGGCAGAUGAGCUGGCAAAGUCCCACAUUAAAAAUCACUCGAGAUACGUCGUGAAUAGUAUUUCAAUAUGAAUUUCAAUUUCCCUGGUGACAGAGACCGAAUCCGGAGUAUAUGUCGACUGCAGGACAUGCAACCCACUGAAAACCCGGGUGUUGAGCAAAAUAUACGGUCUUAUUAAUUCUGGGUUUGGUAUGCGAUCGGUAGUCCACGUUUCUGUCGUUCAAAUUCACCCCAUUACCGAGGUCUUGCACGGAUGACCUUUAUGCUUUCCAACCACUGACGGAAACCUUGCAUAGUCAAUCUCGCAGUUGUUCCUUUAUUUGUGGAGAAAGUUCUCAAAGAUGAAAUCCUGGACUUCACCUGUAAACCCAUUCAUUCAGGGCAGAUAAGUAAAUAACAGUUGCAUUUAACGCUCAGAAGGUAAACGUGUUCUUUUUGGCUGCUUACAGAUUGGCGUUUUCAUCUACUACGCAGUCGAGCUGAAUAAGCGCGCCGUAUCGGAGCCGCUUAACCAACUGACAAUGAUCUCCGGUUUCCCCUACUUUAGUCCCCUCUACUUUGAUCCCCGUAGACGACGAGAGGUCUGGCGUUUCCUCUCCUACUUUCUUGUUCAUCAGGUUAGCUUCUGCACAUUUUGCUGUAAGUCUUUCGCACCAACUGGUCUGCUCUGAAACACAGGGUGACUGUUACUGUUUUUGAACUGUGCGCCGGGCAGCUUCAUUUCAAUUCGUUCACUUCGGACGGUUUGCUAAACCAAAUUACCAUAGGCUUCUCGUUGCAGGGUGACGUUUUCCCUCUACCAGUACUGAAAUAAAUCCAAGUGCUUCAUACUUCUCGCAGGAUUUUAAUCUUUGAAUGAUCCUUCCUGGACAGAUGGCAUGGCUGACGAUUUAGUAAAUCUAUUGUGUGCCGGUUAUUCCUGCAGCGUCACAGUGAGAAGCUGCCCACUGCAGAUAAAGCUCACGCUUUUAAGCUUCCGAAUCCUUGAGAGAAAUUGAGAGGUGAUACUCCCCUUCAUAUGGGACGUGGAGAGAUUUAGCCUAAAUUUGGAAUUGAUUCAAUUUAAGUAGUACUGUGCUUGUGUGUACAUUUACGGGACUGAAAAUGAGGGCUUAGCCGUUGAGUCGGAUUAAGCAUGGCUUGAUAAAUUCUGCACCCAAGUCUUUAUCACUAUCUUAUGAAGGAAAUCUUCCUAUUAUUCGUCGACAUGUCGUAGAUAUGCAUAUCAUUGAUUCAACUCGAGCCCUUUUAGUGAACUCUCUCGUUGACUGUGCGGGAAAGUCGAGGUAGCAACAACUUUUUAACAGCAGGAUUAAUAUUGUCAUGUUUCAAUGAUAAAGUUAAUCUCGUAAACUGGGAUAUGAUCCUCUCCUUGCCCAGGCCUUUACUCUGUCAUGGGCUUCGUUAAUUUUUUUCUGAUUUCCAUAUCUUCAUACCGUAAUUGGGAUGGAGAGGAGAGAGCGCACAUGAGACUUUUUUCGAAAAUGAUAUUAUGUUAAAUUGCAAAUAUGUGUUUUCUUUUGUGACAUAAUAUGGGGAUAGCCUUCAUUUACUCUCCCUUCAUACACCCGGGGCUUCUUGUUGAAGAAAAGCAGACAAUUGACUGCCAUUCACCCUCUCAUUAUCGAAGUUUAAAAUCGUACAUGGUUGGACUCUGAAGUUAGCGGUUAAAAUAACUUCCUCAUCUGUCGUUGAAGUAAACGACUACAAAUAAGGAUGCGAUUUGUCCUUGUUCUUUCCUGUACGAAUCCAUUUCAACUAUCCGGGUAUCUCCUACGAAAAGGUUAUUUUUCGGACUGCCUUGCUAGAUAUCUGGCAAGGACUGAAAAUGACGCCCGGGGGAUUGGUCACUCGCUAAUAACUGACCGAGGUCGUCAUUACUCCAAAGUUCAUCUACUCUGUCUUUCAAACUUAUAGUCUCAGUUUCUUCGCAGGCAGGACGCAAGGCAGCGUAGGUCCGGGGCAAGUCAAAGUGGCGGUCUAUUAUACGAUUGGUUGUCCUUAUAAACAAGAUCAAACGUUGGAACAAUUUUUCAGAUCCCCAGGAUAAUAUUUCAGACGCCUGACGUCCCUUUUAAUAAAAAGACUCUCCUCUGCUUCACUAGCUAACUAACAUUCCUAUCCAGUCUGGGUGAUGGGCGAUUUAUUUUCAAAUUCACGCGCAGCCGGGUAGUGGUCGCAUUUGCGGAGUUGGCAGUACCGUUUAAGACGAAGAAACUUGGAUGUAUUACUGGUCCUCGUCACCUAGGCGCUAUGCAAUUGUCUUCCCCAAGGUGCAAAUGAGCGAUAUUUGCGAUAUUUCAUAGUCUUGGCGAUAAAAACACGUCUGUAAUUUUUAACAUUCCCGAUCAAAGCCGACAGGCCAAUGAUGCCGUUGCUCAGCGGGUAGUGUUGGACCAAUGAUUAAAUAGAGCCAACUAGAGGUUCAAAUUCAGUAAAACUCGGUUUGGUCAAGGUCUGCUGACUACGGCUAGUAAGUUAGAAAAAGUCAUCCCAAUUUUCCUUGUCUUCAUUGGCAAUAUCCCACUGCGCACAUAUAGUAUCAUACAUAUCUCACUAAAGGUGCUAAAACUUAUAAAAGACCGCUAACCAAUUGCAAACCGACUCCAAAGAAUAAGCCAAAUAAAAGGCAGAGGCGGACUGACGUUUAAACUUUGCAUUUAAAUAUCCCUCAGGAAGGAGUGUAAUGUUAGGUAUGGAAGUAAACCAGUAGUCUACAGCUGAGUAUGCAUUUCAGAAACGCCUUCAGGAGAAAAGGCUACUUUUUUCCGUUUCCACAUUUUUUAAAAUGCAGCUGACUAGUAAAAACGGGUUUUUGCUUGACUGUUCUGAGGGGGAUGUCAUAGAAAUCAAAUUUUUAUAUGAUCACUUCUUGAUUAGCUGGACAUCAAGUUCUUUACAGCUAUUUCUGGUGCUGGAACCAGAUAAGUUCCGGAUCUUUUUUGAAAUAGCGGUUAGUACUUCAAAAUGUUCAGUGCUUUCAAUCGAAUGCCCAUAGCUGUGCAUAGAUUCUGGCCUAAAUCUUUACUGAAAGCUACAAAAUAGGGGACUUCUCAAAAACAUUUAUUGAAACAGUGACUUCUUUGACUUUCUUUUCAAUGCAGAUGGUCGCUAGGGCCAUAGUUGUAGGCUAAACAUAGCAAACGAACGCUCAAAGAGAUAGUCGCAACAACAUAUUUCAGAUCGAUUAAAAUGUAUUUUCAAUUAGUUGGUUAUUCAAAAAAGCUCUCUGAUUUGGUAUUUGACUGACGGACGUCUGCGUGCUUGGCCUUUUUCCAAGGUCAAGUUAAAAUAAAAAUUAGAACGCUCAAUCAGCUCUUUCGUUUAUUAAAAAAAUAGCGAUAGUCUUCCCGUUGCAGAUGAAAACACUCGAUUUUCUUUUUAGAUAAUAGUCAUCUUCGAUUUAUGUCUACUCUAAGUCCUGUCUGAGAUUGUGGAUGUCGACGGCAUUGACUCUAUUAAUACUAGGACUAUGAGAAAACUGCUUGUCAGCCUGUUCUCUUCGUUUCUAAACUACGCAUUACCGGGAAGUACAAUACACAAAAGUUAACACAAAAGUUAACAAAGCCCCUUGGUGGGAGCCCUGUUCGAGGUACGUUCGUAUUCGUAAGGGACAGGAAAGUGUGAAAACAUUUAAACAAGGGAGUAUCUGUAGGCGUCAUGGAUGGGUUUUAGAGCAUGCUUCCAUACAGAUAUGUAAAUUUGAACCGUUAAAUGUUUGGUUUUUUAAAAAUAACCUUCCUUACAUCCUACACCAUCUGGCUUACGUGGAGAAAAAAAACCAAUUUUCCAUUCCGGCGAGUUCCGUUUGGCAAAACUCUUACUUUUAAACAACUGUCCUCUCAUAGAGAAACGUAGGCGAAUGCGAAAACUUAGCCUAACAUAGCUAUAACAUAAGACGUUUUCGUAAUACAAGGCAAUGUAAAUUCUUACUAAAAUUUGUUAACAUUUUAACAGAUUAACUUAAUAGUAGAGGACGCUCACCGACCGCUUCUACGGAACUGACUCUCGAGUCCAACCAACAGCCGCACAGCGAUGUGUAAUAUAGGCAGAAUAGCAUUGCAGACGUCUAAUAAGCCAGAAAUGCCCAUUCCAAUCUCCCUUUUCUUUGUCGGUAAUACCAUUCUGCCUAGGUAAACGUAUUUCUGAACGUAUUGUAUAUGCAGCAUAACACUUUCCCGAAUAGGCCAAUUAUUAAAGUGUGCAGCAUUUUAGCUGCCUACAAGUGAUCCUCUCAGUUUUAGUCAUCACAGUUCGUGAAUUACUUCACAUACUGCAGACACUGAGUGAUCGACCUCAGAAAAUAUGUUUGCGACUAGGAAUACUUACAUAGUAGGGCUUGAAGUACUGCUUAUCAUGCGCACAGUCGUCUGGUUUUCCGGACUCUCUAGGUUGUCGGAUUUUGCAUGCACUUAUUUUCGACCUCAAAUAAAAACUGCACUUGGUAAAAAUGAAUGCUGAAUUAGUUUUUAUUUUCACACUGAUUUUCGACGGCCUUAUAAAUUCGAACAUGUUUUAUGGAAAACACCUACAAAUACGAUUUCUUUUGAUAAUUUUAUGGAAAAUCGCGUGCCCUUCGUAUAUUAUAGUCAAAAGAAGAUAACCUUUUGUUUUUUAUAAAAGUUCCCAGUUAUAUAGACCAGGCAAUGUCCUUUAAUACAGCAUUGGACUUGUCCGUUUGUUAAUGCUCCUAUGAAAGUACGCAAUAUUGUCCAUUGUAAAGUUAUGUGAAUUCCACAUGGUUACCCUUCAAAGGCAUCAAAGAAUAUAUCAUUUUUCUUAGGCGGAAAGUAUACAUCUUUUAAACUGAAAUCGCAAAACUCUAAUGCUACGACCAAGCUGGCCGAAAAUUAUUUGGGAAAUUGAAAACUUUUCAAGACCUAAACCUAUCUUUUCUUUAAGUAACAGUUGCGAAGGAGAUGUGUUCUCCUAUCAAAUGACAGGGGAAAACAUACUUUUAUGCGUGUUUUCUAAAAAAAAUAUUUGAACUUAUAAGCGCAUCGAAUAUCAGUGCGAAAAACAAUUGCUACUCAAACAGUCAUUUUCACCGAGUAGAGUUUUCACACGAAGUUACAAAUAGGUUGAUCCAAUAGCCAACAGGCUGUCGAGUCCGAAAUAUUAUGGGAUUUUGUCGCAUUUUGAACAGCGUUAGAAACCCACCUAAGCACUCCUUCCCAAUUAAAAACGCAUUCCAGAAUUCCGGCUAAAAGUUUUAUCGAUCCUUCACCGACUGCAUAUAUACAUAAAUACUGAAACAGAGAAGGCCACUCGGAAAACCGGGUUCUACUCCUAAAUUUUCAAGUUGAUGACACCAACCCGUCGUCAGAUGAAAUGGACAGGAGCCAAAGUGAGAUCGAAAGAAUAGAUCGGUUAGUGCGACGAGAUGGCAGUUCGAUCGUCGUGCUCGGACGAUGUCCACCGCGUGUUCCACAGCAAAGCGAGGGCAGGCACGAUGACCUGCGUGUGAUUUAUUUUAUAGUGAUAGUGGAGUUGCGACAAAUCUACCACACUAUCUCCUUUUCCCCACCUGGGUUCGGUGCCAAGACAUGAUCCAGAGAACUGAAGGAGGGAGAGAACGCAUAUGGCUGACACGAUAGGACCCGCACCUGGGCGUACCACAACAUCUCCUGGUCGGCAACCGAUGCCUAACCGUGAUUUUAACCAACAAGAACAAUGGGAGUGGCAGGGAUUCCAAUGUGCGCUGUGUGAGCCUGCAACUGCUCCCGCCACUAUGUAUAGGGGCUGGCAUAUCUAGUGGCAUCGUCUGCGCGCGCCACAUGCACGACCUGGCCUCCCGAACACGGGCACCAAGGUUCCACGCAGCAGGGGUGAGCGGCGUACAUCUCACAUUCGUGAGAGUUCCAGGGGUCAAGUUAAGAAGGAACCGUCUGACUCUCAGCCCACAAGUCCGCCAUUCCACACAAACACACAAUUGGGCUGACUGCGUUGAUGCUCUAGUGAGCGACCUUCCCAACCAGGGCGCUUUGCCCUACAGGAUAGACAGCUGUUGAGUGAGCGAGGCGGAUGCUGAUUUACGGUAACUUUUGAGCGGGAGGGGGAGGGAGAACUGUUACAGCUCCCUGCGCUGGAUGGAGAGGAAUGGUGGAUCAGUGGUAAUGCGGUUGUCUGGUCGUUGAUGCGGGAUGAGGUCGGCGGUCGGGGUGCCCGCACCUGAGGUGUUAGGACUUUCGGUUGUGGUUCGCCACGUCGGACGCAGGGGGUAUCGAGAUAGUAAACACUUACGUGGAUCAUCAUUUGUUCGGGGUGUGUGCACAAGUCACUGAGUCUCUAGACUGGCAUGGCGUUUGGUGCUGAUCCUGUUAGAAUGUCAAACUUCAAGGAGUUCUCGCGCCUGUCUGCUGUUAGCCAUUGUGAUCGCUUCAAUAUCGCCCCAAGUGAAGCGGCGGUCACAGUCAAGGGCAUUCGCCAACACGAGCGACAACCGCUCAAAUCUUCUGAUGUCACUUUCUCCCCCUUUCAAUUCGUCUGACGACUGGUUGGUGUUAACAACUCGAAAAUCCAUCAUUAUAAUUCGAUUUCCUGAGCAGUAUUCUCUUUUUCCGGCAAGAUCUUAUUUCGUAGCCGUACUUGCUAGGGGUUAGAGGGGGCUAGGAUUAUGGGUUAGGGUUGGGGGUUUGGGUUAGGGAUCGGGGUUAGGGUUGGACGCUGAGGUUAGGGUUAGUAGUUGGGCUGGGGCUUGUGUAUUGCAGGUGCGGCUACGAAAUAAGGUCCUACCCUUUGAUUAUUAUAUCACCUCUCGAUGUACAGCCAUUCAGCAUACAUGUUUAGGGACUUCACUAUCAACUGUUCCACGAGAUUACUAUCUUUGGUAAAUUAUAAAAUGACCUACACCUAUUUUGACUAUGCUGCCAAAUGAUGGAAUUUCUAAUGUCUAUUUUCUCUGUAUCUUAAGGGCAUCUGGCACCUACUCUUCAACUGCAUCGCCACCCUGAUCUUUGGUUUGCUGAUCGAGUGGGUGCACAAAUUUUGGCGAGUGGCUCCUGUUUACCUUACCGGUGUGUUGGCCGGUUCCCUCAUCUCCUCCGUCCUAGACCCAUUUGCCAUUCUGGCGGGAUCCAGUGGGGGUGCCUAUGCUCUCAUCGGCAGCCAUCUGGCGCUUAUUGUGAUGAACUGGGAGGAAUUGCAGCACGACGUUACCACCUGCCGGUACGGCUUUCUGGGUUUCAUCUCAUCCGGCGUCUUUCGCCUCUGUCUCAUUCUCAUCUUCGUGGGCACUGACUUUGGUCUGGCCCUUUACCGCCGUUAUGGCCUACAGGCAGACGUAUCUGUCAGCAUUUCGGCUCACUUGGGUGGCUUCCUAGCCGGCCUCCUGGUUGGAAUUCCCGUAUUAAGGAACCUCCACGAGAAGCCCUGGGAGCGUAUUGUCUUCUGGAUCUCCAUGGCCAUUCUGGUUGCCUUCUUCGUUUUUGCUAUUUUUUGGAACAUAUUUUGGACUGGUUAUCCGACCCAGUUGGUAUAA